UGUUGUUCCUUGCCAAACAAUAGAAGACGAACGUAUUCGAGAGUAAGCUAAUAUAAAAUCGGGCGACCGGAUCGGGCGUUAAUCGUUAAUUGUUCAAUUAAAUGCAGUUAAUGACGCGCCGGCCUGCAUAGUGCGAUCGCAUAGUCACCGAGUGGACCGUGGCCCCCUAGCGCUAUAGUCGUAAUCCGAACCCGAAUCGCUCCAUCGGGAAUCGUUAAUUGUGAAUCCGAGCGAUGAACAAGGUGGGCAAGCACAUCCAAAGCGGCAUCGGCGGAGCACCAAACUCGGCAUUGUCCACGGCGGCUCUACUGGGUACUCCGCUGGAGGCGUCCAAUGGAGCCGGGUCGGCCAGCACCACCAAUGUGUUCAAUUCCAUUAUGAGCUUCCUGCCGGACAAUCGACCCAUAACCUCGCUGCACAUCGUCGAGGAUUUCGAGCGCUGCCCGAAGAACUUUAGUGCCAUUAACCGCACCUACGACCAGGACUCGGAUGCGGACCUAUGGCGCGACUACAGCCUGUUUGGACGCCAGAACACACGCUACCUCUGCCUGUCCAAGUCCGAGGGCCUGCCCGAAUACGUGGUGGAGACCCUACAAGUGAUUUCGGAUAAAACGCCGCCGCCUAAGGAAUUCUCUCAGGUCUCCCGCACUGCCGACAGUGAUCAGAAGGCUUGGCGCAAGCGGCAGGUGAUCUACAAGCUCUCCAAGCGCGGCACUGUGACCCAGGCGGUUACCGACAUAAUACUCUGCUCCAAGUUGAAGGCAGCGCCCGAUGGCUUCAAGCUGGCCGGCGAUAUCAAUGGAGUGCUCAUCUGCUACAAAACGAGCGCGAUCCCAGUGCGCCUCUCGCCACCAGUGCCAGGUGUGGGAGUGCCAGCUCCAGCCACCUGCGAGGUGGAGCAAGCCCUGAACCGCCUGAAUCUCCAGGGUCAACGCAACUCACGAGGACCACAGCUGCCACAACCACCGACUGAACACCAUGACUAUGAGGAGAUCCAAGCCAAUUAUCAAAUAAACUCGCCACAGCGACCGGCGCCACCUCGGCCGGCGGGAGUGGGUUCCGGAGGAGGACGCGGUACUUACGGCGGAACGGGCACCUUGGGCACCUACACCGAGCUGGAGGGAGUGCCUUUCGUCAUGGACGUUAGGCUGCAGCGCAACCAAGCUGUGAAUGAUAUACCUACACUGCCUGAAAUCUCUACGCUGCUUAAGUCUCUGGACUAUGACUUUCAGCUGGAACGUCAGAUCUUAUGCACCAUGAAGUCAUCGGCAUCUAAGAACCCGUUUUUUAAGUGAGAGUGCAAAACUUUCAUCGGGAGCAUCGCAAAUUGAUUGUUGGGCAAAUGUAAACAGCAAAGCAACAGAACCGGAAAUGAGUGGUUUUUAUAAUUAGUUUAGCGUAAGCUUGAUGCAAUCGCAUAAUGAUGCGCAUGUGGCAGCUGUCAUAAUACACCCAGUAGUUAUUCAGUUGAAAUUAAGUUCGGAAGUCCCCGACCCCUUAGAGUAAAAUGUGUGUAAUAUUCCUGUGCCUUCGAUAUGUAUCUAAUUUUGAUGCUUGCCCGAGCAAUCCAUGCAUCUCAGUUUUGUAAAACCCCUCAUUGGAAAGCAACCGAAUCAGAAUCCUACCUAUUUACAUCAUAGAAAUCAUUCAUAUACAUGCAUCGAUUAUUAACCCCGAAUUGUGAUCAGAGGAGCCAGCGCAAUGUGUUGUCAUUAAUUUAGAGGCGCUACAUCAGAUGGCUUUACGUGUACACAACACAUUCGCAUAUGUAUACCGAAAGGCCCACGCAUAAGAUAUAUGUACAUAUGUACACCUACCAUAUAUGUCCAAAAGUGUAAUGUUAAUGUUGAAUCAAGUCUAGAAAGCGGACUGCUAAUAUAAACCUAGUACAUACAAGCAUAUAUCUAAUAUAUAUAUAUAUAUACCUUUAUAGGCCACAUAGCACUUAAAACCAGUUGGUUUUUAAAAAAACAUAUAUCUAUUACAUAUUAGAUCUAGUGACUAUUAGACUGUAUUGCAAAAUCAUAGAUUCUUCCCAACUGCCUCCGUCCCCGUCACCCCGCAUUCCCAGCUCCUUUUCGCCCACCCCAAAAACACCCCACCACGUUAUAAAGCAGUUCAAAUACAAGGAAAAUAUAUAUACGCCCGUGCAAAUACAA
This is a messenger RNA of Drosophila yakuba, 2159 nucleotides long. RefSeq names its product multivesicular body subunit 12A (gene Mvb12). The transcript is spliced from 6 exons. Gene Ontology annotation, cellular component: cytosol; ESCRT I complex. The record is from RefSeq and is a predicted model, not a curated record. Gene Ontology annotation, biological process: endosome to lysosome transport via multivesicular body sorting pathway; virus maturation; receptor catabolic process. Lineage: Eukaryota; Metazoa; Arthropoda; Insecta; Diptera; Drosophilidae. The coding region runs from base 234 to 1295 and encodes 353 amino acids.